UUGGUGAAACAGCGGGAGGAGUGAAUGAACUCAACGCGAGAGGUGCGAUGAUGCGCUGAAGUUUGUGCGCUUGGUUUUCCUCACAACAUUCAUAGAAGCAAGAGAAAAACGAAAUAUCAUUGGCAAAAUGUUUGAAGUUGUUCUUGAGGGUUGGUUUUGAUAUGGAAUUAUCGCUGAGAGUAUAAAUUCUUACUUUUGGAAUAAUUCUCACCGUCGUAGUUUCCGUCUUCAACGCAAAACAGCGCUGCUUACCACAGCUGAUAGAUGAAGUGAUACAGGUAUGUGAAUCUGUAUGAAUACCCAUCAUGCCUCUAAAGAACCUUCCUUUGUUGGAAGUCAUUGUUGCAGUACUGUCCCUAUUCAAUCACACAAGUGCAGCUGAAUUCCACAUCCGUGCCAAGAAAGGGGACAGCGCUGUGUUGACAUGCAGUCUUCCAGCCCUGGACGAUGGCAGCUCUGCCCGUCAGCACGUCAUAGAGUGGGUGCGUCAGGGUUAUGACAUCCCCAUCCUCAUCCAGUUUGGAGUGCACGAUCCUAGAGUGCAUCCCAACUAUGACGGUCGAGUGUCACUCAUCAGGGGAACAUCACUGCAAAUCGGGGGGCUUCUUUUGGAAGACGAAGGCUUGUAUGAGUGCCGAAUCCUCCCGUUAGACAAAACCACAGAUGAGACAGACAGCAACGGGAGCUGGACUCAACUCUCCGUUACAGCGCCUCCUGUGUUUACGGAGACCUCCCCUCCUGAAGUUGAAGUGUUUGCAGGGAGAUCAGUAACCCUGAAUUGUGCUGCCCAGGGAAAUCCACGACCUACAAUAACCUGGUCUAAAGAUGGACGACCAAUAAAUCCUCAAAACAAAGUAAAGAUUAUGAAUGGAAGUGUAUCUUUCCAUGCUGUAAGCAGAGAAACAUCAGGCCAGUAUGAGUGUCACGCCUCCAACACUGAAGGAAACGUGACUCACCUCACAAAACUCAAAGUCACUGGCCCUCCAGUGAUCGUAAUUCCUCCGACGGACACUGUUCUCAACAUGUCCCAGGAUGCCAAGUUGAAGUGCCAGGCUGAAGCUGACCCACCCAACAUGACCUACGUAUGGCAAAGACAAGGAGAAGACAUUUACCACAUCGAGUCUCUGAAGUCUCGUGUUAAGGUCAUAGUGGACGGUACACUUCUCAUAUCGCGGUUGACUCCAGAGGAUUCUGGGAAUUACACCUGCAUGCCAACUAAUGGCCUCCCUGUAUCCCCCACUGCCUCAGCCACCCUCACUGUGCAGCACCCAGCACAGGUGAUAAAUAUGCCCUCGCUGACCUUUCUACCCACUGGCAUGAGGAGCGUCAUUGCGUGCCCCGUCAGAGCCGAGCCACCAUUAUUACAUGUUGACUGGAUCAAAGACAACAAACCACUUGAUUUAGGCAUGUAUCCUGGAUGGACGCUGACUUCAGAAGGCUCUAUAAUCAUAGCAACAGCUAAUGACGAUGCUGCAGGUGUAUAUACCUGUACUCCCUAUAAUAGCUUUGGGACAAUGGGCCGGUCUCAGCCCACCACGGUUAUACUACAGGAUCCUCCAUCAUUAAAAGUAUCACCUCGUAAGGAGUACAGAAAGAACUUGGGCGAGAUGCUUGUUAUUCCAUGUCAGAUGGAUGGUUAUCCAGCUCCAAAAGUCAUCUGGAAAAAGGUUGGCACAGCCUCUCGCUCACUGUUCACUCUAGCAGCGAAUGGCUCCCUCAUUCUGCAUCCUCUCAGUAAAGACCACCAGGGGGAAUGGGAGUGCAGCUCCACCAACCGAGUGGCCACUGUAUCUGUCAGAACGAGUGUUCUUGUGCUGGGUACAAGUCCACAUGCAGUGUCAUCAGUAUCUGUGAUCCCAGGAAUUAACCAGGCCAAUGUCUCCUGGGUGGCUGGCUUUGAUGGAGGAUAUGCCCAGAAAUUCAAAGUCUGGUAUAAGCAGGUGUCAGCAGAAAGGAAAGGGGAAAAGCAAGGCUGGUUGUCUUUCUCAGACCUCUCCACUGAGAACAGUCUGUUGGUCACCAAUCUUCUUCCUGCCACUGAGUACCAGUUCCAAGUUGCAGCCCAAAAUAAAAUUGGCAUUGGGCCUUACAGUGAGAUCACCACCAUCAAAACUCUGGAUGCACUUCCUGUUGUGCCCAAGCUGGUACCACCUACAAAUCUUUCCCUUAAUAAGAGUUCAGAGGGAAUUCUUCUGUUUUGGUCAGUGCCCCAGUCCCAUUCUACACCCAUUGAUAGUUUUAUCAUACAGUCACGCCUUGAAGGAGGGGAAUGGAUUAAUCUGAAAGAGAAUAUUAGCCCUGUUGAGAGUCAAAUCUUUCUUCCAGGGUUAUGUAAGGACUGCAAGUAUGAACUGAGGCUUCUCUCUCGACAUGGAGAUCAGUUGAGCAUGCCCAGUCCAUCAAUCAGUGUCUCCACCAUCGGAAUAAAUAUGCACCCAGCCAGUUCCCGCCUCCUAGACUUUCCUGACCAGCUAAUGGCUGGUGUUAUGGGUGGAGUAGGACUCCUUUGUCUUGCUCUUAUCCUGACCCUGGCAAUAGUCUGUUUUAUUUUUCACAAAAGGAACCGAAGGCGCAGGCAGAAUAUCAAGGAUCUCCCUCCUGCAAUUAAUAAGAACCCUCCUGAAAACCCUGAGGACACCCUAAACCAAAGGCUCCUACCAGCUCGUCCACUCUCCUACACUUCCUCUUCUUCCAAUCACUCCUCCCUUGAAAAGUCUAGUCACAGUGAUCUUCCUGCCCAGCGGCAACAUCUCCUGCCUCAAGCCAACCCUCCAUCCCACCAUUCCCUCCCUGAGAGCCAUCUCCAGCAGGCAUCACUUGCCCCUGUGUCCUCUGUGGAGUUCAUCCACCGAGGCCCUGAUGGACGGUUUAUUGUUAAAGAGGCAAAUUGUGAAGAUGCCAAUACUGUCAGUUCUCAGAUCAAGAGAAAUCCAAGUCAAAACUCCUUUCGGUCAUCAGAUUGGAACCGGAGCUUCAGAAUCCAAAAAUCCCAGUCUUUGAGAUCCUACAGGGAUGACAAAAAAAAGCCACCUUUUGUACUUUCAGUGGAUCUUCCACCUUUCGGAUCAGAUAUCCCUUCUUCCAGCAGAACACGGGUUAUGGCUAAGCACCUCUCACUGAAUGGCCAUUACAUGCCCAUUCGGGAGCAAGAGUUCUUGGACGAACCAGACCAGACAAGCCUCUCAUCAGAAUGUAGUGGCUCCUUUCUUUAUCCCCAUUCAGAAAGUACUCUGGGUCAACAGUCCCUGAAACAAGGUACCAAACACUCUACAGCCAGUACCUUGGUUUUGCAGAUGGAACAUGAGAGGGAACAAGGAAACCUGAGUCGCUGUUUAACUUUAGCUCGUGAGAGAGAGGAGCUUGAAAGGGAACUGCGCAAGUACACCGUUGAUCCAUAUAGUCAUGAACAGACAGAUGAUGAGUAUGGAAAAGUCUGGAAUAUUCAAGAAACCUCAACUCCUCAGGGUAACUACCAAACUAUUAGACAAAGCCUUUUAUCUCAAAAUACCAGCAUGUUGAAGGGAAGAGCUGCCUCUUGCAUUCCGUGGGAAGAAAGACACAGGAUUUCUUCUGCAAGCUUGGUGCCCCUACAUACCUCUCAUGGAAAGGAUCCCAAGUAUAGGCAGAAUCAACAAGGUUACUAUACCAUCCAGAGAUCCAACUACCAAAGGUCCCGUAGUCUAGACAGAGGGGAACACCAAAAAUCACAAACAUGGGAUCGAAGACGAAGCAGAACUCCUGUUGAGUCAACUCUUGGUCGUGUAAGGGAUGAACCCUUAAUCUACAAAAUGGAAAAGACCCAAACUGAUGUAGGGCAUAGAGGCCAAAGGACUUCAAGCAGAAGUCAACAUUAUCUUGACCCAUGUAUUUAUUCAUUCUCAGACGGUCAGCAGAGGCGGACCAUAGAAAGAAGCACUAGACAGAUAAAUCCAACUAGUGACUAUUCAGAGAUGAGUGUAGAUGGACCUGAUCUCCAUAGCCGGUCUGCAUAUUCAAGGUCCAUGCUGAGUUCAGAUCACAGCUAUGAGACUCUAGAUUACGACAGACCCAGAUUAUCCGAUCUUGAAAAUGUCAGAUCAAGAGAGUCAGGACAUGCAAGUUUAAGGAACAAUUGGUCGAGCAAAACUGUGUCUCAGAUCAAUGUCUCCGGAACGAUGCCUCGGAAGACAAAGAGUUUGGGGUCAAACAUUUGGAAUCAGCACAAGAGCACCCAAAGUUUAGACUCAAAAUUAUACAAGGACCAGUUUUUGCCCCCUGAUGCCUGGAUAGAUUCGCUGACACUUGGUCGAGAUUCUACAAGGUCCCCCAGUGCACACAGACCCAGCUCUAUCGCAGAUAAAUCUAAAAGUAGUCUCAGUUUGCAAAGAGAUUCGUCUGUGCCUUUAAAAAUUCAAACACAAAAACCCGUUCAACAGGUAACUAAAUCAUCUGACCGCUCUACGAAUAACUCACGAUCCCACAAAAAACUAGUGUCGGGACAUAGCGCUCUUGCUGCCUUAUCAACAGGGGGUUCUAGCUGGCCUCGGCCUUAUUGCCCUUCUCUGCCAGCCUUGCCAUCUGGAAGACAGAGCCAAAGCCAGGAGGUUGAAAGACAGGAGGAAGACGAAGAUGGGCAGGAGGUGGAUGUAGAAAUUAACAGAUACAGGAAGGGUUCAGAGACAGAGGGAAGCUACAGAAGUUACGCAAGCCAAAGCAGUGGCAGAGGCAGCAUGGAUGCCCCUAACAGCAGGCAGUUAUCUCUCAGCCCCCCUCUCACCAGCUCUCCGGAGACCACAGAGGACAGUGACAGAGACGAAGCAGUUCUACAGGAGCCUGAACGGCAUGAAAGAAGAGGCUCUGUGGAUGAAAGUUAUGAGUGGGACUCACAUGCUUACGUCCCAAUGCAUCCUUUGGACCCCAAAGUUUCAAUGAUAAAGGCAGGUCUACAGAGUCAAGAGAAGAAGAUAAGCACUACUAAAGAUAAUAGGCCAGAUUUAGACCAGAAACAAAAAGGUCUUUACUCUCUGGCUGGUUUGAAGGGAUCUGUUCCGCUCUUUGAACUUCCCCAUUGUGAGCAAGAAUCCCUUAUUUCUCAGGAGAUUCAGAAGAGCUUCACGUCAUUCCCAGACCCAGAACCUGACACUGUGCUUUUCUGAUUAAGGACAGUAAGUACACCAUUCAUGCUGCCUGGAGUGUUUUCAUUUUAGCUCUUAUACACUUAAGUAGCAGGAAAUUGUUUUGAAACACUUAAGGUGAUUAGAUUUGUUUGACAAAAUGGCAGCCAAAUGUUAGCAUGUUCUCGAAUCUAGAUUGAACACAGCGUGGUUCCCAUCAACAACACAUCUGAAUGGCCAGCAUGGGAGGGAACACUGGGUGUCACAAUUAAUUAGUCAUCUAUGGACCACUCAAGCACAGUGCAACCUAAGAACACACUCUCCUUUGCCUAACUAAUGGAAAUUGCAUUAUCUGAUGGAUGGGCCGAAGCACAGUGAAGACAACUGCCAUUUAAAUAGCAACAUGUGCUGGAGUUGCAAAUCAAAGAGGGAAUAAAUAAUACAGGACAUUGCUCUCUGCACCCUGCUGUUGCUGAUGAAACUGAAUUUGAAAUAAAAAUUUUCAGGCUGUCUCAGUGAGCCCCCCUUUCAAAGGUGAUUUUCCAGAGUCUUUCGAUUGUUCUGUAAUUCCUAUUUUGACAGUAAGUGCACAUUGUAAUUUAGGAA
This is a messenger RNA of Labeo rohita (rohu), 5699 nucleotides long. It is a transcript of the gene igsf9a, whose product is annotated as immunoglobulin superfamily, member 9a. The record is from RefSeq and is a predicted model, not a curated record. The coding region runs from base 306 to 5135 and encodes 1609 amino acids. Gene Ontology annotation, molecular function: protein binding. The transcript has 21 exons. NCBI's taxonomy places the organism in Eukaryota, Metazoa, Chordata, Actinopteri, Cypriniformes, Cyprinidae. Gene Ontology annotation, biological process: cell-cell adhesion.